Messenger RNA from Trichoderma asperellum CBS 433.97, 1574 nucleotides. RefSeq lists its product as uncharacterized. Lineage: Eukaryota; Fungi; Ascomycota; Sordariomycetes; Hypocreales; Hypocreaceae. Gene Ontology annotation, molecular function: protein serine/threonine kinase activator activity. Gene Ontology annotation, biological process: intracellular signal transduction. The record is from RefSeq and is a predicted model, not a curated record.
GCUGACGCAUCUCAGUUGGCAUCCCUAUUCACAGCUUGUCACCUUGGGCGGAGCGCCCUGGAAACAGAGCAAGCGGACAACGAAUAGCGCCUCCGGCAGGGCUUUUAGGCGGCCGAUGUGAGACGGAGGGUUAUGUCUAGAGGCAACUGUUUAGACAAAUAGAGAGAGAGACGACCAGACCCUCGCAAGCUCAGUACGACCCCAACCAUGUCUUUCUUGUUCGGGAGAGGCAGAUCGCGGGCUGCGGCCGAUCUACCCAGGCAAGCUCGCGAGCAUAUCCUAAAGCUUGAAAGCCCUAACGGGGUCUCCAAGGCCGAAGAGCUUGCUCGCGUGCUCAAUCAGAUGAAGGUCGCUCUCCAAGGCACUCAAGAAACUGAGAGCUCACCCGAGCAGAUCUAUCAGCUCGUCACCGCUUUGAUAGACGAGGACCUGCUCCACCUCCUAGCUACCAACCUCUAUCGCCUACCGUUUGAAUCGCGAAAGGAUACUCAAGUCAUCUUCUCCUAUGUAUUUCGCUUUCGGCCCGCGGCGGCAGCGCCAAAAAGCGACCCCAUCGCCCUGUCGUACGUGGUGUGCAACAGGCCGCAAGUCCUAGUCGAGCUCUGUCGCGCCUACGACCACAAGGAGAGCGCCACUCCAGCGGGAUCGGUUCUUCGAGAGCUUCUAAAAAACGAGGCUGCGGCGGCCAUAAUCCUAUACGACGAUGGCGAUGAACCUGGAUCCAGCUGCAAGGGGCUUGCUGCCAUUGACCGCAACCGACCCCAGAGCGGCCGAGGCGUUUUCUGGAGGUUUUUCGACUGGAUCAACAAGAGCUCCUUUGAAGUAGCUGCGGAUGCCUUUACGACCUUUCGGGAGCUGUUGACGCGGCACAAAGACUUGAUUCCGAAAUAUCUCUCCACCAACUUCGACCUCUUCUUUGACAAGUACAACAAUACCCUGGUGCAGUCGAACAGCUAUGUCACCAAGCGACAGUCUAUCAAACUCCUUGGCGAACUCCUGCUGGACCGGUCCAACUACAGCGUCAUGACGGCGUACGUUGACAGCGGCGAGCAUCUAAAAAUAUGCAUGAACCUUCUCCGAGACGACAGGAAAAUGGUCCAGUACGAAGGAUUUCACGUGUUCAAGGUGUUCGUUGCGAAUCCUCACAAAUCCAUCGCUGUUCAAAAGAUCUUGCUCAUGAACCGCGAGAAACUCUUGACCUUCCUGGCGCAUUUCCUUGAGGAUCGAACUGAUGACGAACAAUUUAUUGAUGAACGAGAAUUUUUGAUAAAGCAAAUUCGUAAUAUGCCAUCGACUCCUGUGGUCUCUCAACGCUCUGUUAGCGCAUCAUAGUUUAUCUCGAUUCUUUGGGAGAGCGUGCAUAGUUGGAAGCGUUAUCAAUGAGCGUCUUGCUGGCCAUCCUUCUAAUUUUUUUUUAAACCCUGCUCUCAGUUUUCAUUUUGUAUUGGAGUUUAUUAAUACCGUGGAGUUUAGGGCCACAUCAAAUCAUCUGCGGGUCAAGGCAUGCCAUUAGAAAAGAUAAUAUUACAAAUUGAUUCAGAGUGCAGGCAAUAAGUUCGCUGGAUAAAUACCAC